AGUAGAAACGCUGUUUCACCGCUCCGCUCGCUUCACUUCAGUUUCGCUUUCUCCUCAAAGUGAAAGUAAACUUCAGUCCGUCUGUUUUUUAGCGUCUCGGCUGCGUUUUUCAUUGAUGACCCACGUAAUUCACGAUAAUCCCGUUAAAUCUGAACACAGCCGGCGUCAGCGGGGUCUCUGGUGAAAGCGAUGGCGGGGCAUCAUAACAACCGCAAUGACAGUUCCCAGAUGAGCGCGAUUCUUCAACAUGAAGACCUCUGUAAAAACUGUAAAAAGGAGAAAAUUGAGCAAGAAAAAGAGCAAAACAGCAAAGACGUCACGAGCGAAGCCAGCUCCUCCUCCUCCUCCUCCUUCCCCUCUUCCUCCUUCUCCUCCUCCUCCACCUCCUCCAGACCCUCCGGUAACGGGGAUGUGAGAGAUCGACAUGUAGAGCGGGAUGAACCGGUGCCGACACAGCGGCAGGACGACGCUCCGUCAUGUUGUCAGCUGGAUGAUCUGAAGCGACUUCCACAGUGUCAGAGCAAACUGGGACGUCUGACCUUCAGCGGUUCACACACUGUCCUCAUAGAUGUGCUUGCUUUCAACCAGAGAGCAGGACUUAGGCCCCUGAAAGGGAGAGACUUGUGGCACAGUAACUUUGUGAAGAUGCCGUGUUCCUCUCACAGUGUCACGAUAGUCAAGUCUCCAGUCUUCAAGAAUCCCACCCAGACGUCGCGGUGGGAAGUGAUCUCCAAAAAUCUGGGCAGCCUCGCCAAGAAAACAUCAGUGGAUGUGGAUGAUGUGGCGGAAGCUAUCAUGAAAUAUAACCAAAAGUAUAAAGACAAGUGGUCUUUUGAUGCCCUCGCCAGCUUCGUAAAGGCUGUCCCGAAAACGGAAAACUACUUCGACAAGUUGUUCCCUAAGAUCGCGGCGUUGGCCCUGAAGCUUCCUGAUUAUGUACAGAAGGCCAUCCCGCUGCUUCAAAGGGGACACACCUCAUCCAUCACUCUGUCACAGGUUCAGAUAUCCUGCCUGCUCGCCAACGCAUUUUUCUGCACUUUCCCUCACCGCAACACCUCCACACCCAACUCAGAGUACCACAACUACCCAACCAUUAACUUCAGCAGUCUGUUUGGGAUUUGGUCAGACCGGAAGAAGGAAAAGCUGAGGGCCAUCAUGCAUUACUUUAAAGUGGUAACAGAUGAGCACACAAAACUGAGAGGAUUGGUGACGUUUGAGAGGCGAUACCUCCGAGACACAGACAAGCCCGACUGGAAAAGUUCUAAGUCGACGAUGCCUAAGCUGUUUGUGUCAUGUGGCGACAUCGAGACUGAAGGAGAAGGCAUGCUACAGGUGGAUUUUGCUUCCAGCUGGAUCGGUGGAGGUGUGCUGGGCUCCGGUCUGGUGCAGGAAGAGAUCCUGUUCCUCAUGAACCCGGAGCUGAUUGUAUCCCGCCUCUUCACUGAGAAACUCGGGGACAACGAGUGUCUGAUCAUUACAGGCUCUCAGCAGUUCAGCGGUUACUGUGGCUUCGGUGACACCUUCGAGUGGGCCGGCCCUCGUGACGACCACCACAGAAGGGAUGACUGGGAUCGGCUGCAGAGGCAGAUCCUCGCCAUCGACGCGCUGCACUUCAAACACAGAAGAGACCAGUACACUUUGAACAACGUUACACGGGAACUGGACAAGGCAUACUGUGGAUUUAAGAGUCAUGGGCAUAGCGAGCCGGACAUCGCCACGGGGAAGUGGGGUUGUGGAGCCUUCAAUGGAGACCCACAGCUCAAAGCUGUGAUCCAGUUGAUGGCAGCAGCGAAGGCCAAUAGAGGAGUCGCCUUCUUUACCUUUAGGGAUGAACACCUGAAGCAAGGCCUGGAGCAGACCUACAACCUGCUGGUCGCAGAGGGGAUUACAGUUGGGAAGCUGUACGGACUUCUGAAGAACUUCUGUGCAGAGCAGCGCUCUGAUGGAUUUCACUUGGAUCUGUUUGAGUUCAUCAAGAACUCUGUCAGAUGUUCCCGGAGUCUGCUGUGAGGACAGAAAAAUGUCUGCUUUCUGAACCUGCACUAAAAACUCACGGGAAAGUUUAAAUCACAGAAAUGAAGUAUCUACUUAAUUAUCUAUUGUCUAUAGAGAGAGAGCAUGCAACAAAUGUUCCAAGCUGGAAUUAAAGGACAGGUUCACAAUUUAUCAAGUGUGUCUUAAAACAGCAGU
This is a messenger RNA of Thunnus maccoyii (southern bluefin tuna), 2190 nucleotides long. It is a transcript of the gene pargl, whose product is annotated as poly (ADP-ribose) glycohydrolase, like. The coding region runs from base 190 to 2010 and encodes 606 amino acids. Gene Ontology annotation, biological process: regulation of DNA repair; nucleotide-sugar metabolic process; ATP generation from poly-ADP-D-ribose. Gene Ontology annotation, cellular component: cytoplasm; nucleus. The transcript is spliced from 16 exons. NCBI's taxonomy places the organism in Eukaryota, Metazoa, Chordata, Actinopteri, Scombriformes, Scombridae. Gene Ontology annotation, molecular function: poly(ADP-ribose) glycohydrolase activity. The record is from RefSeq and is a predicted model, not a curated record.